Molecule: messenger RNA, 693 nt
Organism: Mycena citricolor
Lineage: Eukaryota; Fungi; Basidiomycota; Agaricomycetes; Agaricales; Mycenaceae
Source: the annotation of a GenBank genome assembly
UACGCCCCCAGCCUUCACUCAACUUCACUCACGCUUGGCACCCGCUGACAACUGCGAAGCUGCUACUUGGAAACAGAGAACGAUUCAGAACGCGAACGUCCGCCCCAUCCGGGAAAUCUGUUCGGCACGGCUCCGUCUUGGGAAUCGGACCCGCCUGCACUCACGCGCAUAUAAUAAUAUAUUGGGCACUUGGGUAUCCACGGGCCCGCAUACAUCAUUUUGCCUCGGGGAGCCAUAGUCAUGUUCUUCUUACUUAUUACUUGGCGCCCGUCUCAGACCCCAACACGCAUCUCCCCAAUUCCCUCUGCCAAGCCGACCGCUUCUGACUCCAACCCACCGCGCAUGUCAUUUGUCUCGGAUGUGGCGGUGUCGGAUGGAUCGAUUCGAACAUCUAGAAUAUCAUUCAUUGAUCGUGGCAGCGUGACUCGGCGAGGUCGAACCUGCGCGAGUCGAGUUUGCGCAACAUUCACCGCCGACACGCCAACCCGCGGACCGCGGACCGCGAGCCCACAGCUCGCUGUCAGCGGAGAGCACGGUGCGAUCGGCCCAGACAAUGGGAAUGGAGGAAGCAGCGAGAGGCCGGCCACGAGGCGAGCAACGUGUGCGGCGGACAGCAAAGGGCCCUUUGGAGACUCUAACAACAUUGCUGUGAUGCUGCGGUUUCUUUCUCUCGCGUUGUCGCGGACAGGCGUG